Messenger RNA from Colletotrichum aenigma, 609 nucleotides. RefSeq lists its product as uncharacterized. The record is from RefSeq and is a predicted model, not a curated record. Bases 1 to 609 code for a protein of 202 amino acids. Lineage: Eukaryota; Fungi; Ascomycota; Sordariomycetes; Glomerellales; Glomerellaceae. The transcript has 2 exons.
AUGCGCCAAAACAUGUCGAGUGACCAGACCAAAACAGAAACGCAAGCCAAUCGGCCCAGCCCAGCCAGCCCACACAGAAGAGACGACAAAGGCAAGGGGAAGGGGAGGACAAACACACCAAAAGCCGCCCGCACCCCCCGCAACCGCAUCCGGGGCCGGGGCGUCGGGGACGGAGACCUGAGGCCUCCGCCUGCCUGUCUGAAAUACGUUCUAGUACAGAACCAGAACAAAGGGAGGGGGACAGCCCCCGCGGGGUCCGAGACAUACAUACAACAUCGGGGCGGAGGCGGGGUCCUGCUCCCCCGGCCGCCGCAGUCUGCGGUGCCGCAUGGCCGCAGGGAUAAGGCAUCAUGGGGGCUUGCUUUUGCAUAUUCCCCCGGUGCGGGCCGAAGGGGAAAAAAGAAAUGUGUGCGGGGAGGGGCCCGCGUGCAUGGUGCCGAGCCGGCCUGGUCCCCGGUCUUUCGGCCCCGCUUGGUUAUGCCGGUACGGAGGCCCGGUGGGUCGUUGCCGCUGGUGGUGAACUGCCGCCGCCUUGGCCUCCCUGCUCUGAGCUGUCCGGCUUGCAUUGUGUCUUGCCUUGAUGUAGUCUCGAACUGCUUGUCAUUGUAG